Branchiostoma belcheri (Belcher's lancelet) is the source of this 4015-nucleotide messenger RNA. Its product is annotated as nucleolar protein 6-like. Gene Ontology annotation, cellular component: CURI complex; small-subunit processome; UTP-C complex. The transcript is spliced from 26 exons. The record is from RefSeq and is a predicted model, not a curated record. NCBI's taxonomy places the organism in Eukaryota, Metazoa, Chordata, Leptocardii, Amphioxiformes, Branchiostomatidae. The coding region runs from base 104 to 3763 and encodes 1219 amino acids. Gene Ontology annotation, biological process: tRNA export from nucleus; rRNA processing.
UUUAGCAGCGGUUGAUUGUGACAUCCAAGAUGGCCGCGACCAUGUGAAACUGGACGCGACGUGUUGUUUUUUCAUAAAAAGUGAGAAUCUGAGAAUACCAGCGAUGAGCAAACAAGGCGAGGACGAAAGCGAUAUAUCUGAGGAAUUCUCGGGAGAAGAAAAUGAGGAAUGGGAUGAAGACAUCUCAGAUGAGGAUGAUGUCAUAGAUGAUGAUGAGGAGGAGGAGGAGGAAGAUGCCGGUCAGUUGGAGGAAGCUGGAAGGAAGGUCGAACAGCUAUCCAAAAGGGUGUUGGAAGACAAAGAGUCAACAGAUCAACCCCCUAUGAAGAGUGUCCGUAUGGGGAAGCCAGACUUGUACAGGCCUCCCACUAAUGAAGAAAUGAACCAGCUGAAGGAGACAGAAAACCUGUUCCAGUCCAGUCUUUUCAGGAUGCAGAUAGAGGAACUAGUUUCUGAGGUCACACCCAAGAACAAGAAGAGUCCAGCCCUGGAUAAAAUACUUCACUCUCUCAAUGAGAUGGUAAUGAAACUCCCAAAGACUGACUCCAAAGAGUUGACAGACCAGUCAUGGUUGCCAAGCACUGUCAAGGUCCCCAUCCAACAGUCACCGUACCAGGUCAAGGGUCACUUCCACUUUGCCCCUCCCACCAGUAUGAAGGUUGUAGGAAGUUAUCUGCUCGGCUUCUGCACCAAACCUGACAUGAAUGUGGACGUAUUACUGGAGAUUCCAAAGGAGUGUCUACAAGCCAAAGACUACCUGAACCACAGGUACCACAGAAAGAGGGCCCUGUACCUGGCCUACCUGGCAGCCAGUUUAGAUAACCAGGACCUGUUCACCAGUGUCAACUUCACCUUCUUCCACCAAGACUGCAACAAGCCUGUACUUCUACUGAAACCCUCAGGGAAGGCAGGCAAACAUUACACCAUCAGGCUUCAUGCCUGUCCUCCGGAGGGCUUCUUCAAACCCAACCGUUUCCAUCCAAACAAGAACAAUAUCCGCAGUGACUGGUACACUGGGAAGGGUCAAGAUCAAGAAUGUGAACCUCCCACCCCACACUACAACAACAGUAUCCUGGUGGACAUGAUGAUGACAGAACACCUGCACCACCUGUUCUCCUUGUCAGCUGACUUCCCUGCCAUGAGGGAGGGUCUGGUACUGCUCAAGGUCUGGCUACAUCAGAGGGAACUGGACACGGGUCCAGGCUGUUUUAGUGGUUUCCUGAUGUCCAUGCUGUUGUCCUACCUGCUAUCUGUGCACAAGCUCAGCAAGGCCAUGAGCAGUUACCAGGUCAUGAAGAAUGUGCUGCAGUACUUGGCUAACUCAGACUGGACUACCCAGGGUAUCAGCCUAGCCAGCUCUGUAACAACAGAAGAUGUGCCCACAUUGUCAGACUUCCACCAGGCCUACCAGGUGGUCUUUGUUGAUCCUACCGGGUACCUGAAUAUGUGUGCGGACAUGUCAACAGCAACGUAUGCAAGGGUGUGCCAUGAAGCACGGUUGUCUGUGGCCAUGCUGGAGGACAAGUCACUAGAUGGGUUCCAGGUUCUCUUCAUGCAGUCUGUGCCUUUUGUACACAAGUUUGAUCACAUCUUCCACAUCACACGUGUCCCAAGACUCCGGCUGGUGUGUGAACACAUGGAUCUGCAGCAUGCUGUCAUGGAUCACUGUGGCAAUUACCUCAUGGCCUCACUACCCAGCAUCCUCCAGCUGCUCACCAAAGCACUAGGGAACAGGGUGAACCUCAUAGGGGUCAAGGGUUAUGACCUUGGACAGUGGUCCAUAGGAGAUGACCCUCCUGGUCUGAAGGACAUUGGGAGGCUGACCUUUGGCCUGCUGCUCAAUACCGAGUUCUCCUCAAGUGUGCUGGACAAAGGACCACCUGCAGAUGAACCACAGGCUGCGGAGUUCCGUGAGUUUUGGGGGGACAAGUCUCAGCUGAGGAGGUUCCAGGAUGGAACCAUCUGUGAGGCAGUGGUCUGGCAGGGAAACAACAUCGCUGAGAGAAGACUGGUGUGCUCCCAAGUCAUUCAACACAUCCUGAACAGACAUGCUAAUGUCCCCAAAAGUAUCAUCAACUACCUUGGAGGUCACUUGGAUGGCCUGCUGUCCCACCCCAGCCUACAAGAGGGCACUGCUGUGCCGUCAGUUGAUGACAAGCUGCCCAAGUCACAAGCCCAAGGGAAGAAAGGAAAAAGAAGCAAGAAUAUACCACAGGAGCAGCCAUUGGAUCCAAACCAAAAUCCAAGCUCACAUCCUGGAACUGGUGAUGAGGAGAAUGUUACAGUCAUGAGGGUGUACAAUGACCUCUGUCGGAUUGUGCGGGGACUGCAGGACCUGCCUCUGAAUGUGACCUCCAUACAAGGCACUUCUCCUGUCUUCAGAUAUGCAGAGGUGUUUCCUCCUCGCCCUUCUCAAAUGAAGAAAACCAGAGACAUGACAGUGAUGCAUGGUCACAUACAAGUGCCAGUCAUAGGGAAACCCUGUCCACCUUUUGUGCCAGCUUUGAAAGUGAUUUGCCAUAUGGAAGGAAGUGGAAAGUGGCCAGAGGAAGCUGAUGCCAUCAAGAGAGUGAAAGCUGCUUUUCACAUCAAACUGGGGGAACUUUUACACAAACAGCAUGGUCUGGUCACUAGUGCAACCACAGGACAUGUGGACAUUGCCAUGGGAGGUUUCGUGUUCCGACUGGUGAUUGCGUACCACCGCGAGGUCAACAUCUUGAAGUUAGAGAGAACGACGGAGGGCCUUCUGAGAGAGAGGGACAACGUGGCUUCUCGAGAGUUGGAGCGAGAAACUGUGAUGCUGCCAAGACUAACAAGCGCCCUACAUGGUUUGCAGCAGCUGUACUCAUCCUUUAGUGGCUGCCUGCGGUUGGCCAAACGUUGGGUGUCGGCACAGCUCCUGCACAGACACGUGCCUGACGUUAUGGUGGACCUUCUGGUGGCACAUGUCUUCCUCCAACCACAGCCUCUCACACCUCCUGGAUCUCCAGCUGUAGGCUUCCUGAGGUUCCUCCAUCUCCUCAGCACACACGACUGGAAGGUCAACCCCCUCAUUGUCAACUUCAAUGGGGAACUGAAGGCUCCAGACCUGCAGGAAAUCUCCAACAAGUUCACCUCCUGUCGCUCUCAGCUGCCAAUCAUGUUCAUAGCCACGCCCACUGACAGGCUCACAUCCCAUUGGACUAGAGCCAAGCCCACUGCACAGAUUCUCCAGAGGCUAAUCUCCCUAUCCCAGGAAGCCUUGAAGAUGCUUGAGCUCCAGAUGCUGACAACUUCAGACGGAGCAGACUUCAAGCAAGCAUUCCGGCCUCCUGUCGACAUUUACGACGUCAUCAUCCACCUCAAUCCAUGGAAUGUUCCACGUCGGUCAGAGGGGGUGGACUACCUGAAACUCAAAGACUGCAGGGACAUACUAACUGAUGAGGGGGUGGGACAGGGUGGCAAAGAGAUCCUCCCCGUGGUAGACUUUGAUCCAGUCCACAUGUAUCUUGAGGAACUAGAGGACACAUAUGGAGACAUGGCACUGUUUUUCCAUGACCCCUGUGGAGGUCUUUACAUCACAGUAUUGUGGAAACCUCCUGCAUUCACAUCCAAACCAUUCAAGGUUACGACCUUGAACGGCCGUGCCCCUGACCUUGACCAAUCAGGAGAGGACCUGAUGAUGAUUCCGAACGUGGCAGCCAUUUUGGAAGACUUCCACUCCCUUGGGAAAGGCUUAGUAAAAUCAGUAGAUGUGAAAAGAGAAAGACCUGUUGUGAGAUAGUAAAUAUUUGUUGCCCUCUUUUAUAUCGGAUAUCAGAGUUGAUCCAGUAUUAAUGUGUUUACUCCAAUAUUUUUAAACAUUACAAAAUUGUUUUUGUUUAUCACUGCAAGAUUCACUCUACUAACAUAUGUAACUCAUGUAAUUUAUCCAGCUGUAGUUAGAGGGAAGUUAUACAUGCAGUUAGUAAUGCAUCUAAUAUGAUUUUGAUGAGACGGUUGGUGAGAAAAAUAAAAACAUCUUGAUCUUAGUAAA